GUCGUCUUGACAACUAACGCCAUAUUAUAUAUUAGAAAGUGUUCUGUUUUUGAAGAUCGACAAAAUAACGGAGACGUGUUACUUAAUUUGAUUGACAUACUCCGAUAUUGAUAAAAAAGGCAUGAGUGCCUUUACAGAAGCAAGCAAUCGCAGUGCUGCAACUGCAACAUCAGUUGAGACAGCUAGCCAAGACCUACAACAAACUGCAGAGAAUAUUCCAAAAUUAAGUGAAAGUGCUAAAGCUUUUUUCACAAAUAUUGAUGAAGAUUAUUUCAAGUCUAUACUAUUUGAGGAUAAACUCGUAACGGUAUCGGAUGCUGGUAAAGAAGUUGGUGAAUUUUCAAUAAGUAUUCAAGCUGCUCAGAAAUCAGGGGCCAAAUGCUACUUAGUCCAUGCCAAUAGUCAUGGAGCUAUUGAUGGUGUACCAUGCGGAACGUCAAUUACAACUUAUGUUGAUUCUGCAUUAAAUACUUUAGAGCAACAUCAUCAUGAAUAUGUAAAAUUAGAAAAUCAUCCUCUUGACAGGAAAACGAUUAUCUCAAAAGAAGGAAGUGUUUACGUUGUUAAUCGUGUUAUUCGACAAGCAGGAGACGUUCAAAGAUCUGUAAGAACAUAUAAAGAUGAGGAAAUGGGUGGUUUUGUUUCCGAAGGAAGUAACUUACUACUUCAAAGAAUACUUGUAAAAUAUGGCCUUCCAGAAAAUUUUGAAAUUAUUGCCUUCGACGCUGAAGCUAAUCUCUGCUCUGUUUCCUAUAAAAAAUUAGAUGACAGAAUUCAAAUAGUUGAUGGUGCAGAAUUACAAGUUGUUGGCGUGGAGAGAACCAUAACUGCCCUUAAUGAUCUCCCUACUACCUGGCAAACUUAUUAUAUGAAGGAUGGUCACAUGACAUCAAGGGUUCAAGUCGGCAGCCCAGUCACAAUGAAGCUUUUACUAGUUCCAGAAACUAUUGAAGAAGAUGAAGAAAUGGAAAAGCCUAAGUUCGACAAGAAAGAGCUCAAUUGGCGAGAAGAUAUGCAAUUGUAUUCUAAAUUCCUUGACCGAAAAGAAGAAUUGAAAGCCGAUCAUGCAGUUUAUAUGAAAGAUCAUCCAGAAGUAAAAGCAUUACUUGCUGAUUUCCUACAGUUCCUACUCCUCCGGAAACCUGAUGACGUAAUUGAGUUUGCAUCAGAAUUUUUCGCGUCUCAUUCUCCUGGUAUGCCCGCUCAAAAUGCUUAUUUAUCAAGCUUGGCACCCAAUCCCUUUCCAAGCUCUAGAUCAAACACAAAGAUAGAAUAUCUCUCACGUGCUAAAUAA
Molecule: messenger RNA, 1294 nt
Organism: Dimorphilus gyrociliatus
Lineage: Eukaryota; Metazoa; Annelida; Polychaeta; Dinophilidae
Source: the annotation of a GenBank genome assembly